Brassica rapa (field mustard) is the source of this 1111-nucleotide messenger RNA. RefSeq names its product putative glucose-6-phosphate 1-epimerase. Gene Ontology annotation, molecular function: glucose-6-phosphate 1-epimerase activity; carbohydrate binding. Gene Ontology annotation, cellular component: cytoplasm. Gene Ontology annotation, biological process: carbohydrate metabolic process. The record is from RefSeq and is a predicted model, not a curated record. NCBI's taxonomy places the organism in Eukaryota, Viridiplantae, Streptophyta, Magnoliopsida, Brassicales, Brassicaceae.
AAUUAAAAAAACGGAGUAAGUCAUUUUAAAAAAAAUUAAAAAGAAAUCAAAAUGAAAAUGCGAAGCCACAGAGGAAGAGUAGAAACGAGGAUCAUUGUGUUAUUGUUAGUUACAGUACUAUCCAUGGCGACGGACUGUCCUUCUUUCGAGCUCGCCAAAGGCAUCAACGGCCUCGAUAAAAUCGUCCUCCGCGAGUGUCGCAGCCGCUCCGCCGAGGUAUACUUGUAUGGUGGUCAUGUGACUUCCUGGAAGAAUGAGAACGGAGAAGAGUUACUUUACCUCAGUAGCAAGGCUAUAUUCAAGCCUCCAAAACCCAUCCGUGGAGGCAUUCCACUGUGCUUCCCUCAAUUCAGUAACUAUGGUCCAGUCAAAUCUCACGGAUUCGCUAGAAACAGGAUCUGGGAACUUGAUGCUAACCCACCUCCCCUGCCUUCAAAUUCUUCCUCUAUUGCUUUUGUUGACCUGAUCCUAAGGCCAACUGAAGACGAUCUCAAGAUGUGGCCUAACAAUUUUGAGUUCCGGAUGAGGGUAGCUUUGGGAUCCGAAGGAGAACUGACGCUGACAUCUCGUGUCAGGAACACUAACUCUGAUGGAAAGCGUUUUUCAUUCACAUUUGCUUAUCAUACCUAUUUCUCUGUCUCCGACAUUAGUGAAGUACGGGUUGAAGGACUGGAGACGCUGGAUUAUCUUGACAAAUUAAGGAACAGAGAACGUUUCACCGAGCAAGGCGAUGCUAUUACUUUCGAAUCUGAAAUUGACAGGAUUUACCUAAGCACUCCGACAAAGAUUGAUAUAGUGGACCACGAGAAGAAAAGGACUUUCGUUGUACGCAAGGAAGGGCUUGCCGAUGCUGUGGUGUGGAAUCCAUGGGAUAAGAAGUCAAAGAAGAAGAUAUCAGACAUGGGAGAUGAAGACUAUAAGCAUAUGCUGUGUGUUGAAGCUGCAGCUAUAGAAAGACCGAUCACAUUGAAACCGGGUGAAGAAUGGAAAGGAAGACUCGAGCUCUCUGCGGUUCCUUCAUGUUGAUCUGUAUAGUUUCAUGGAUUUACAUUUUUUUUUUUUAAUUAUCACCAUGACAAUAAAUAAAAACUUUUAGUAUCAUGUCUGAUCA